Molecule: messenger RNA, 6024 nt
Organism: Didymosphaeria variabile
Lineage: Eukaryota; Fungi; Ascomycota; Dothideomycetes; Pleosporales; Didymosphaeriaceae
Gene: mug81
Product: putative steryl acetyl hydrolase mug81
Exons: 1
Coding region: 1-6024 (2007 amino acids)
Molecular function (GO): nucleic acid binding; ATP binding; ATP hydrolysis activity
Source: RefSeq, a predicted model, not a curated record
AUGUCGCCUUCCGUCGAGAGCGCGCAGGCACAAUGGUUGGAACAACUGGAGGCGAUGCGCAAGGCAAUCGCAGAACUCAAAUUACCAUCUGAUGAUAAAGCGGCCCCCGCGUACGGCGACGAUAUCGACAUUGAUGACGAUGAUUUCUCCGGGACUGCGAGCGGCGAUGAUGUCUGGGAUGUACUUAGCGACGAGAAUAGAGAUGCCUACAGCAGCGACCAGCUUGACCAAUUCACAAGUGCUCGGCCAACAAGUCAACUCUACGACCAGCUAUGGCUACAGGAGAAGUGCAAUGGCGUCGCUCGAAGCAGCUCCGGCCUAGAUGCAACCGCACUAAAAGAGCAGUUGAUCGCCAUCUUGGCGAGUGAUAGCAACGACGACGAGCUGCAGAUGAUGCUCGCGGAUAUCGUGGGCUACGAGCAACUGGAUCUGGUCGCCGACCUCAUAUCCCAUAGGCGGGAAAUUACGCAGUCUUUGCAUGAAGCACCGCGGAACAACGGCAUCGUUGGUCGUUUGCACACUCGAGCAGAACGUGAAGAAGCCCUUAGAGAGCAGGAUUGGGAGCACAAGAACCGAGCACUGGCCGCUGCUGUUGACCGUACAGGUCCCCAGUAUCCCCACGUAUACCGUUCCCAUGAGGGGGCUGGAAAUAAACUCUCUAGUUUUGGCAAGAAGUACGCAUUGCCAACAGGCAGCACCCAUGUCGACGAGAAGACCUAUGAGGAGCAUACUAUUCCUGCCGCUCGCGUUGGCACUCUCGGCGCUGGUCGCAAGCUGGUCGAUAUCGAAGACAUGGACGGCAUGUGUCAGCGCACGUUCAAGGGUUACAAGUCGUUGAACCGCAUGCAGAGCUUGGUAUAUCCUGUGGCUUACAACACGAGCGAAAACAUGCUCAUCUGCGCCCCGACAGGUGCUGGCAAAACAGAUGCCGCAAUGCUUACGAUUCUGAAUACUGUAGCUAAGAACGUCGUACCGAAUCCGGUCGAAAAUCCCGACGCUACUGAUUUCACCGUUCUGGCUGAAGAUUUCAAGAUCAUCUACGUCGCCCCAAUGAAAGCACUUGCCGCUGAAGUCACGGAGAAGCUGGGUAAGCGUCUAGCUUGGCUCGGCAUCAAAGCUCGCGAGUUGACUGGAGAUAUGCACCUCACCAAAGCAGAGAUCUUAGAUACACAGAUCAUCGUUACCACCCCUGAGAAGUGGGAUGUCGUAACAAGAAAGAGCACUGGCGACACGGAACUAGUGCAGAAGGUCCGUCUGCUCAUUAUCGAUGAGGUGCACAUGUUGCACGAUGAGCGCGGUGCAGUUCUGGAGAGUUUGGUUGCAAGGACGCAGAGACAGGUAGAGGCGACUCAGUCUCUGAUUCGCAUCGUCGGUCUUUCUGCUACGCUACCCAACUAUGUUGAUGUAGCCGACUUCCUCAGGGUGAACAAGAUGGCCGGCAUGUUCUACUUCGAUGCAUCGUUCCGUCCAGUGCCUCUGGAGCAGCACUUCAUUGGUGCAAAAGGCAAAUCUGGCACCGUCAAAUCGAGGGAGAACCUCGAGCAAGUCGCAUUUGAUAAGGUUGCGGACAUGCUCAAGCUCGGCCAUCAAGUCAUGGUAUUCGUGCAUAGUCGCAAGGAUACUGUGAAGACUGCGAGAACAUUCUUCGAGAAAGCAGUAGAUGCGCAGUGCUCCGACCUCUUCGAUCCGACAAUGCACCCGAACUACGAAAAUGCGGUGCGCGAUAUGAAGCAGUCCAAGGGCCGUGAGCUGCGCGAGCUACUCCCGAAAGGUAUGGGUACUCACCAUGCUGGAAUGCCUCGCUCCGACCGAAACCUCAUCGAACGUCUUUUCGCAGAGGGUGUGCUGAAAGUGCUUUGUUGUACGGCAACUUUGGCCUGGGGUGUCAACUUGCCAGCCGCUGCGGUUAUCAUCAAAGGCACUCAAGUCUACAAUGCCCAAGAGGGUCGCUUCACUGAUCUGGGCAUUCUCGAUGUUCUUCAAAUCUUUGGUCGUGCCGGUCGUCCCCAAUUCCAGGAUACCGGUAUUGGCUUCAUUUGCACAACUCAAGAUAGGCUCGAUCACUAUCUCAAGGCCGUUACCGAGCAGCAACCGAUUGAAUCCAAAUUCUCAGCUAAGCUUGUUGAUAAUCUGAACGCUGAGAUCGCUCUAGGCACAGUUACCACGGUGCAGGAAGGCGUGCAGUGGCUUGGAUACUCCUAUCUAUUCGCUCGAAUGCAGAAAAGUCCUUUAAGUUACGGCAUCGAAUGGGCGGAGAUCCGAGACGACCCACAACUUGUUAUGAGGCGCAGAAAGCUUAUCGUUGAUGCUGCUCGCGUUCUACAACAGAGUCAAAUGAUUGUUUUCAACGAGAAUACUGGGGACCUACGGUCCAAGGAUGUCGGUCGCAUUGCCAGCCAAUAUUACGUCCAACAGUCCAGUAUCGAAAUCUUCAACACCAUGAUGAAACCGCAUGGAUCUGAGGAAGAUGCCUUCGCGAUGGUUAGCAUGAGCGGAGAGUUCGACCAGAUAACGUCUCGGGACACCGAGGAAAAGGAGUUGUCCUCCCUUAUCGAGCACGAACAUGCCUUUCAUGAAGUCAAAGGCGGCGUCGGCACGCCUCACGGAAAGACCAAUGUGCUGUUGCAGUCAUACGUAUCUCGAGCAAGGCUGGAGGAUUUCACGUUGAUUUCAGACACCAACUACAUCUCACAGAAUGCCGCACGUAUCGCUCGGGCGCUGUUCAUGAUUGCAAUGAAUCGUCGCUGGGGUUACCAGUGCCAGGUUCUUCUGAGCUUGUGCCAGUCCAUCGAGCAUCAGGUCCGAUCUGACUCGCAUCCGCUGCAUCAAUUUGAUCUUCCUCAUCCUGUACUUCGCCAACUGGAUUGGAAAUACACCUCUGUGGAGGCGCUCCGCGACAUGGACCCCCGCGAGAUAGGAGACCUGGUACACAACACCAAGAUGGGUAAUGUUAUUAAUCGAUUGCUGGACAACUUCCCAACCUUGAGCAUCGAGAGUGAAAUCGCUCCACUGAAUCGAGAUGUUCUUCGCAUCCGGCUAUGGCUCACGCCAGAGUUCAAGUGGAACGACCGCCAUCAUGGCACUUCUGAAUCAUUCUGGAUCUGGGUGGAGAAUUCCGAGACCUCUGAGAUCUUUCAUCACGAGUUCUUCAUUCUGUCGCGUAAGAAGAUGUACGAUGACCACGAGCUUAACUUCACCAUCCCGCUUUCGGAUCCUUUGCCUUCACAGAUCUACGUGCGAGCAGUAUCUGAUAGAUGGCUCGGUGCGGAAACAGUACACCCUAUAUCCUUUCAGCAUCUCAUUAGACCGGACACCGAGAGCGUGUACACAGACCUGCUAAACCUCCAGCCGCUGCCAAUCUCCGUUCUCAAGAAUCCGAUUCUUGAGGAACUGUACGGGCAACGAUUCCAGUUCUUCAACCCAAUGCAGACGCAAAUCUUUCACUGCUUGUACCACACACCAGCAAAUGUUCUGCUAGGAUCGCCCACCGGUAGUGGAAAGACAGUGGCUGCGGAGCUCGCAAUGUGGUGGGCUUUCCGCGAGAAGCCUGGCUCAAAGGUUGUCUACAUUGCUCCAAUGAAGGCGCUUGUUCGCGAGCGAGUCCAGGACUGGGGCAAGCGCCUUGCUGGCCCAAUGGGUCUAAAACUCGUCGAGCUUACCGGUGACAAUACGCCGGACACGCGCACUAUCCGGGAUGCAGACAUCAUCAUCACCACCCCUGAGAAAUGGGACGGUAUCAGUCGUAGCUGGCAGACGCGUGGCUACGUGCGACAGGUCAGCCUAGUGAUCAUCGACGAGAUCCAUCUGCUUGGCGGAGACCGUGGCCCUAUCCUGGAGAUCAUCGUUUCAAGAAUGAACUACAUUGCUUCCCAGAGCAAGGGUUCAGUUCGCCUGCUGGGCAUGUCAACUGCUUGCGCCAAUGCGACAGACCUUGGCAAUUGGCUUGGUGUCAAAGAAGGUCUGUUCAACUUCCGCCACUCGGUCCGCCCUGUUCCUUUGGAGAUAUACAUCGAUGGCUUCCCUGAGCAGCGUGGCUUUUGCCCGCUCAUGCAGUCGAUGAACCGCCCUACGUUCCUCGCUAUCAAAGCACAUUCGCCUGGAAAGCCUGUUAUUGUAUUCGUCGCCUCACGUAGGCAAACUCGCCUUACUGCUCGAGACCUUAUCAACCUCUGCGGUAUGGAAGACAAUCCCAGACGCUUCCUUCACAUGUCCGAGGAUGAUUUGGCGUUGAAUCUUUCCCGCGUCAAGGAUGAUGCACUACGGGAAGCUUUAAGCUUUGGGAUUGGUCUUCAUCAUGCUGGACUCGUGGAAUCGGAUCGUCAGCUUUCUGAGGAGCUGUUCGCCAACAACCAAAUCCAAAUCUUGGUCGCAACCAGUACGCUUGCAUGGGGCGUCAAUCUGCCCGCCCAUCUUGUCGUUGUGAAAGGCACGCAGUUCUUCGAUGCUAAGACAGAAGGCUACAAGGACAUGGAUCUUACCGAUGUGCUGCAGAUGCUGGGUCGUGCUGGCCGCCCUCAGUUUGACUCGUCCGGGAUAGCGCGCAUCUUCACUCAGGAUUCGAAGAAAGACUUCUACAAGCAUUUCCUCCACACCGGCUUCCCAGUGGAGUCAUCCCUUCACAAGGUUUUAGACAACCAUCUUGGAGCUGAAAUAUCAGCAGGCACAGUAGCCACCAAGCAAGACGCACUGGACUAUUUAACCUGGACAUUCUUCUUCCGCCGUCUCCACAAGAACCCCUCUUUCUACGGACUCGAGAUAUCAGCCGAAGAGCACAACACCAUUGCCGCCCAAACAAUGGCCAACGAUUACAUGAUCAACCUCGUGGAAACCUCUCUCAACGAACUCGCAGAGUCUUCCUGCAUCGUGCUCCACGGCACCGGCGACAUUGAUUCUACACCCCUUGGCAAGAUCAUGAGCUACUACUACCUCAGCCACAACACCGUGCGCUACCUCGUCAAGAACGCAAAGCGUGAUGCUACCUUCGCCGACGCCCUAGCCUGGAUCUCCCACGCAACAGAAUACGACGAGCUACCCGUGCGCCACAACGAGGACCUUAUCAACGCCGAGCUUUCCCGGGCACUGCCGCUGAAAGCAGAACAGCACUUCAAUCUCCCCCUAUGGGAUCCCCAUGUCAAAGCUUUCCUUCUCCUGCAAGCGCACUUCUCGCGCGUAGAUCUCCCGAUUUCGGAUUACGUUGGCGACUUGAACAGCGUGCUAGACCAGAGUAUCCGUAUCGUGCAGGCUUCCAUCGACGUCCUCACCGAGCUGGGGUAUCUUUCCUCCUGCUCGAUGAUGACCACGCUCCUGCAAGCUAUCAAAUCCGCACGCUGGCCUACCGACGGUCCGCUGUCCCUCUUCCCAGGCGUAGAUGUCGAGAAAGAAAAGAAACGUCUCGAGCAUCCGAAAGCUAGUCCUAAAACCCUUGUUGAAGCGUCGACCGCAAGUAGCGCUAUUCUAGAGAAAGCAGCGCACUUCGCGGGCGUGGCGAAUGCGGGCGUGAGCCGCUUUAUGGAGCCCAUAGCGCGAUUGCCGGUGGUGAAGCUGGAUCUUAAAGAUGUGACAGCGAAGGGUACGACGCUUCAGAUGACACGCAUCAAUCCUGCUAGAAGCGGGCCGGGCGGCGUGCGCAUCUAUGCACCCCGGUAUCCCAAGCCGCAGACGGAAGGCUUCUUCGUCAUUGUGUCGUACGCUGGGACCGACGAGAUCAUCGCCCUGAAGCGCGUGGGGUGGAUCGAUCCCGGGAAGGGUAACGCAGGGAGGGGUGGCGGAAGAGGUGGAGGUGCUGGCACUGGGAGAAACAAUGCUGGUGGAGCGAGGUUAACAAGUUUGGCGAAGAUUAGUCUACCUCGGGAGGCACAGGGAAAAAAGGUCGUUGUGGAUGUGAUUAGCGACGCGUAUUUGGGCAUGAAGUGGAGGAUGGAGGGGGUAGAUGUGCCGAGUGCCCCUGAGGUUGAGGACGGCAAGGGGAAGGAGGGAAAGGGAGUUUUGGCUUCUGACGUGGUCGGCUCUUUGGGUGCCAUAUAA